This is a messenger RNA of Plodia interpunctella (Indianmeal moth), 2731 nucleotides long. RefSeq lists its product as uncharacterized. Gene Ontology annotation, molecular function: rRNA (guanine) methyltransferase activity; rRNA (uridine-2'-O-ribose)-methyltransferase activity. Bases 110 to 2674 code for a protein of 854 amino acids. The record is from RefSeq and is a predicted model, not a curated record. NCBI's taxonomy places the organism in Eukaryota, Metazoa, Arthropoda, Insecta, Lepidoptera, Pyralidae. The transcript has 10 exons. Gene Ontology annotation, cellular component: nucleus; preribosome, large subunit precursor; nucleolus. Gene Ontology annotation, biological process: rRNA methylation; maturation of LSU-rRNA from tricistronic rRNA transcript (SSU-rRNA, 5.8S rRNA, LSU-rRNA); maturation of 5.8S rRNA from tricistronic rRNA transcript (SSU-rRNA, 5.8S rRNA, LSU-rRNA).
UGACAUAAAUUCUAACCUCAAAAAUAUACUGUUCCUUUCGUGUCGUAUUCGUUUCAAAACACGUUGAUUUGUUAUGAUAAAUUACAUUUAGAAACACUGGAAAUAUACAAUGGGUAAAAAGACUAAAGUAGGAAAACAGCGGAAAGAUAAAUAUUAUCAGCUGGCAAAAGAAACUGGUUAUAGAUCACGAGCUGCUUUUAAGUUAAUACAGUUAAAUAGAAAAUUUGGGUUCCUUCAAAAGUCGCGAGUAUGCAUAGAUUUAUGCGCGGCUCCUGGUGGAUGGAUGCAGGUGGCUCAUCAGAAUAUGCCUGUAUCCAGUGUAGUGAUUGGUGUAGAUUUAUUUCCUAUUAAGACCGUGCCUGGAUGUAUUGGCCUCACUGAAGAUAUUACUACAGAAAAAUGCAAAGCUGCAAUCAAGAAGGAAAUUAAAACAUGGAAAGCUGAUAUCGUACUUCAUGAUGGUGCUCCAAAUGUGGGUCUCAAUUGGAUUCACGAUGCUUAUCAACAAGCUUGUCUCACAUUAAGUGCUAUGAAAUUAGCCACGAAUUUCUUAAGGCAAGGAGGUUGGUUUGUUACUAAAGUAUUCAGAUCAAAGGAUUACCAUGCGCUAUUAUGGGUAUUGAAACAAUUUUUUAAAAAAGUUCAUGCAACUAAACCACAGGCAUCUCGUAAUGAAUCUUCAGAGAUUUUUGUUGUGUGCCAAGGAUAUGUAGCUCCUGAUAGUAUUGAUCCAAAAUUCCUUGAUCCAAAAUAUGUAUUUGAAGAUUUGGAGAUUGUUAAAAAACAACAUAACAAUUUAUUACACCCGGAAAAGCAAAAGAAGGCCAAAGCAGAAGGAUAUAGAGAAAAUGAUUACACUACACAUCAUAAAGUUCCAUUAUCAGAAUUUAUGAGUAAAGAUGAUCAUAUUGAUUUGCUUCAAGAGUGUUCAGAGAUUGUUCUGGAUGACAAGACUAUUUUGGAACAUCCCAAGACUAGUGAAGAAAUAAAGAUCUGUUGCAAGGAUAUCAAAGUUCUUGGCAGAAAGGAUCUGAAGGCCUUGCUCAGCUGGUUGAAGCAAAUGAAGGAAUGGAAAUCUUCUCAGGAAGGAAAGCCAGAAAGUGAUGGGGCUAAGAUUGAGGUUGACGGUAGCGAAGAAGUUGAAGGCCAGGAAAAGGAUGAUGAAGAUGAUGUUGAUGAGAAGAUAGCUGAACUUCAGGAUGAGGACCGGCGGCUAACCAAGAGGAAGAGAAAACAACUGAAUAAACAGCGACAAAAAUUAGCAGAGAAAAUGAACCUAAAGAUGGUACUGAAAGGCGACGAUGGUCCUAUUUUGGAGAGCCAUGAUAUGUUCAAGUUGUCCGAUAUCAAAAAUGCUGAGGAAAUGUCACACAUAGUCGACCAGCAACCAGAUAUUGUUGCCGACGCCAGUGAUGAUUCUGAUGAUGAAUUAAAAGUGAAAAAUAGAUUUGUAAAGUAUGAUGUGGAAGCUUCAAAGUUAGAUUCAUCAGGUCUAUUCUACAAAGACUCAGACAGUGAAUUAGAGAUGGACUCUGAUUCAGAAGAUGAAAAGGAAAAAGAUUCACUUGCAUUUUCAGACUCGGAAAAUGAAAGCAAGAAAAUUGCAAAGCUGACAAAACUGAACACUUUAAGAAAUAGCCAGAAUAUAAGGACUCCAAUAAUACCUAAAAAUAAUCCACUCUUGACGGAUCUAGACAACACCGAUCCUAUAUCUAAAAGAUCAAUGAAAGCCGAGCUUUGGUUCCAAAAAGAUUCCUUCAAAGAUAUUGAUGAAGAGGAUGAUGAGGGAGUGGACUUGGAUAGAUUGGCAGAAACAUAUAAGGAUAAAGGCAAAAAGGUCUCUGAGGAUGUUGCCAUAAAAGAUGUAAACAUUACAAAUGUAAAUAAAAGGAAACAUAGUGAUACAGACAGUUCAGACGAUGAUUCGUCAGAUAGUGAUUAUGACGUGGAAGAGGCAGUUGCGCCCGCCAGUGGCAAACCUGGCGCCAAAGCUGGCAAAAAAGAAGAGUUCGAAGUUGUAUCUCAAGAUCCAGAGUUAAGAAAGUUAAAGAAAGUGAUGAAAAUGGAUGUGGAAGCUCUUGCACUGGGAACUAUGAUAGCGACAUCAAAGAAAUUCAAGAGAGAUCUUAUUGACGAUGCCUGGAACAGAUACGCAUUCAAUGACACCAACUUGCCAGAUUGGUUUGUGGAGGAUGAGAAGAAACACAUGCAUAAACCAGUAGUCAUUCCUGAGAAAUACACAGAAGAAUACAAGAAUCGGCUUCAAGAUAUAAACGUGAGACCAAUCAAGAAAGUUGUUGAAGCUAAAGCCAGAAAGAAGAAGCGUAUGAUAAAGCGAAUGGAGCGUGCGAAGAAGAAGGUGGAAGCUGUGAUGGAAAACGCAGAUAUGUCCGAAAGGGAGAAAGCUCAGCAAGUGAGACAGCUGUACAAAAAGGCUCAGUCGGACGGCAAGAAGAAGGUCACCUAUGUGGUCGCUAAGAAACACAACACGGCUAAGCGGAUGAAGCGCCCGAGUGGAGUCAAGGGUCAGUACAAGGUAGUCGACCCGAGGAUGAAGAAAGAUAUGCGGGCGCAGAAGGCCAAGGAGAAGACCAAAGGUCGCGGCAAGAAGGCCAGGGCCACCAAGCCCAAGGUGACUAAAGCACCUAAAAGGAAAGGAAAGAAAGCUAAGUGAUAAGUUUAAUUGAUGUAUUUACUGAAUAUACUUCAUUUGUAAAUAAUUUGUUUGGAA